Messenger RNA from Aethina tumida (small hive beetle), 2408 nucleotides. RefSeq lists its product as uncharacterized. The transcript is spliced from 3 exons. Bases 145 to 2094 code for a protein of 649 amino acids. The record is from RefSeq and is a predicted model, not a curated record. Lineage: Eukaryota; Metazoa; Arthropoda; Insecta; Coleoptera; Nitidulidae.
CGAAUAUGGGUACCGCUAUUCGGAGAGUACCACAAACCGUACCUUUGGAUUCUUCGAUACUGACCGCGUAGCAGUCUUACUUCAGUGGUACUAGUGCAAGUUCAAGUGCAUCGCGCGGAUAGAUAGUUUAAAGAAACAGUGAAAAUGAAGUGUUUUGGACCAUUAGGUCUUAUAGUGAUUUCACUGUCACUAUGUUCAUCGCUUCCUCCAGAUGUAACAACAGCCAGAUCACCCCCGAUUGGAGACACCAUCAGACAGUUGACCGAUCAAUUGAUGGAACUCAAUGCUACUUCCACGGGAGUUAUGACCUUUGAUACCAGAACACCACCCAAAGUCAAACAACAGCAAAAACAAAAGAAAAAGGAAUCAGUCGAAAACUCACACGCUGGAGUUGCUAUACCAGUUGAUGUAGAUGAAGUAGAGUUGGAAGCAACGACGAAAAAAAUGAAUUUUUAUAAAAUAGAGAGACCUACAACUAACAGCGGCCUAUCAACAUGGAUAUUACUAAGUGGACAAAGUAGUACUACCAAGGCGCCUAAGAAACCAAUUAUUAAACCAGCUGAAGAUAGACCUAAUAAAAAUUUAACAGUUGUUGUUACUGAUGUUCCUCCUAGAAUUGUAAAACCAAUAUUCAAAAAACGAACCACAACAAGAAAACCAACUACAUCUAAAAAUGCGACACUAAGUUCAGAAACUGUAUCUACAACAACACCAAUGUCCACAACUACCACUGACAAACUAACGAAAGUAAAAGCUUCCGUUCUAAAUACUGCAAUUAGCAAAAAGAACAACACUACAAUAAUUAAAAAACAUCCCGUCUAUAACGGUACAGAAAAAACACAAAUUCAGAUUAAUAAAACGCAGCCUGUUGUAUUAAAUAAAAAUAGCACAGUCUCUGAUAUAAAACUAAUCGAUUCUAAUGAUCUUCCCAUGGAAGCUAAAGAUGGGGAGACAGAUAUCUCUAACACAACUGAAGGCCACAAGAAAGUUAACAAGAAAAAGAAAAACAAAAAUAGAAGACGUAAACCGAGCAACGAAAAAGUAGCGAACAAUACGAAUACGAAAGUAGUUAAACAUAAACCGACAAAAGAAAAACCUAUUGGGACGCAACUGUAUAAUUAUUUAUCCAGGGAAAUUAUACCAACUGUUGGUGUUGGCAUGGUUGGCUUGUUAGUGACUGCUGGAUUAGCAAGCUACUUCUUGUAUCCAUUUGGUGCCGCCAGAAGAUCUUAUGAAGUUGACCGAAGAGACAAAGAAGGAGCCUAUUAUUACAAUGAUCGUUAUUCGGGGGGAAUUGCUGAAGAGGAAGCCAUUGGCAAAGUAAUUGCAGGAAUGCCUGCAAAUGCUCUUUACGGUAACAGUUAUAAGUCACCUACAUCUAGAAACUCGUAUCCUGGCGUAAGAUAUCGUCAAGUAGACAGAAGAUCACAGGUACAAGUGGCAGCUAUUCAAGAGAAAAUUGAAGCAGUGCAAUUGACAACUAGAAAACCACAAAUGUAUGAAAACUCAUAUGCAAUACCACCAAAUUAUCAAAGCGAAUCGUAUCAACCAGUAACAUAUAAUUUGAAUGACAAUUCAAAGUACGAAGAUAAUAAAUUUGUAGUCGGAAGCAUACCAAAGGAAUUAGAGGAAGUUACGCCAGUUACAGUGCCCGAACACGGACCUAGAAGUUUAAAAAUACGAAGGAAACGAAGUAAAGAUAUAAAUGACAUUGAAAAUGAAAUUAAUUCAAGUUUUGAGGACCAAAGGACAACAGAGGAGUCUACAACAGUUCAAGAGACUACUGUAUCCCAGACUACAGUUAAACAUGAAGAAAUUCCAACUACUGCAGCUCCACACAAACCAGUAACAACUGAAAAGUCUCCAUCUACUGAAGCUCCACAAGUACCAAGUACAACUGAAAAGUAUCCGGAUAAAGUUACUUCAUUUUUCGAUUUGUUGAAAGAUGUUUUUCAUAUGAAGGUACAUUUAGGAUUACAACUUAUAAGAAACGCUACAGACACAGUAAAUACUUACGUGACGAAGGUUCAACGCAGAUUUGAUGAACACUAUAAAAAUUAUACCGAAAGCAGAAAUAAGCACAUGCAUCAUUAAUAACAUGACUAUUGGUAAAGGAAAAUACAUCAAUUUUAGGUUAAAUCUAUUGAAACUAAUGAAUGUUUUUAUUUACCAUAUAUAAUGACAUAAAAGUCAUUGAAUCAGUUUAAGAAAAUUUCUUAUGUACCGCGGAAAAUACAUUAGAAUAAUAAAUUUCUAUUGUGUAUUUUCAGUGGUACGUAAAUUUGCAAUGGGAAGGAUUUUGGAAAUAAAGGAAACCAAAAAUAUUUAAUUAAGUUUAGGUUAAUAUUAGUUUUGUAAAAUAAGACUGUAUAUUAUUUAUGUAUUAAAUAAAAUUAUAAUAAAAAUGU